AUGAAAGAAGGAAAUGUUCAAAAUUAUAUAUUAUUUGAGGGAGAAAAUGAUGUAAAAAGUGAUCGUUUCUGCUACGACUAUUCAAAUCCAUCUCCUAUAAAAAAAACAACAAAACAUUUUACAUCCUAUAAAACUCAAAUGAAUAACGAUGGUCUCUUUAAAAGAGCAUCACUUAAACAAAACGAGUUUAAAUAUGACAUCAUGGGUAUAACUCCAAAGUGUAAUGAUCGAUAUAUUGAUAUGAAAAAGAAUCAGUUGUUAUUUUUCCGAUCCAUUUUUUUACUACAAAAUAAGUUGAACGUUAUUGCCACGAACAAUAUAAAUAAUUAUAUAACUAACUCUCAUGAUACCAGAAGACACAGUAUACCCAUGUUAUGGAUUCAUGAUAACAAAACAGUUUAUUCAAUGUAA
This is a messenger RNA of Plasmodium falciparum 3D7, 411 nucleotides long. RefSeq lists its product as uncharacterized. The coding region runs from base 1 to 411 and encodes 136 amino acids. The transcript has 5 exons. The record is from RefSeq and is a predicted model, not a curated record. NCBI's taxonomy places the organism in Eukaryota, Apicomplexa, Aconoidasida, Haemosporida, Plasmodiidae.